UGGUUUCACACAUUUAGACGGCGCAUGUACGUAUUGAGGAUCAACUAAAGGCUCAUUCGUCAUGUUUUCAAGAUGCCUGCGCAAAAAGAUGAACAUAAGCAAUUGACAAAGCAAGACCGUAGUAUGUCUACACUUGGGACCAGCCAGCUUCGGAUUGCGUGCGUUUUCAGCGCUACGACCCACGCCACCAAAGCUGCCGAAGACGCUCUGAACAACGCCUGCCGACUGGUCAACAAUGUCACCCUCAUCAAGGUCAACUUUGAGAGGCUGGACUUUGGCGAGACCAAGGUUCUUGAUCGGUUUUACGCCGCUGACAUGGUGGUCGUGGACGUCUCGGUUGUCGUGCAGCAACGGACGCUUUUCUACCACAUGGGUGUCCGAGAGAGCUUUGGGAAGGAAAAGAAUGUGGUUCUGUACAAUGAUUCGGUAGACCCUGAAGGGACAUCUUCUCUCAUGCAAUCCUGCCAUGGGUCAGGGUACAUGUUCAUCCCUUACAAACUGGACUCCAAGAAUGAAUGUUACGUUUGUGACAUGGCGUGUGUCUUCAAGGUGGGACAAAAUCCUGAUGAAGAUCCGACUCUCUGCCCCCUCCUCACCGAUCGUCUUCGGGAAGCCAUCGAGGAGGUCCACAUUAGCAAUAGGAGUAAUGCGAGAGAAGUCUUGUUGAAUGACAUUCGCAAAGCAAGGAUGAAACUGAAGGGAGACAUGCUUGCUAAGGAACUUGGUAAUCUGAAAGCCAGGAUGGAUGAGCAGCUGUUAUUGAGUGGAGAUAUCGUUCAUCAAUUUCUCCUCUCCUACAGAGAAAUCCAGGAUUAUAAUUCCAUGGUGUCUCUCGUUGAAGCGAUUAAGCAGCUGAAGAAUGAUCAUGUGACUGACAAGCCCGCCAUUGUACAUCUCUAUGCAUUUGCCCUGAACAGACGGAAAAAGUCCGGUGACAGAGAAAAGGCAGUUGCUGUCAUAGAAAAGGCAUUAAAGAGUGAAGAGAAUCAGGUACCUGAUAUGUUCUGCCUCUGUGGUCGGAUCUACAAAGACAUCUACACAGAAUCCAAUUACAUUGAUACAGAGAGCAGAGAUCAUGCUAUACAUUGGUACAGAAAGGGAUUUGAGGUACAGCCUAAUGAGUAUGCAGGCAUCAAUCUUGCAACGCUUCUUGUGCUGUCCGGGAAAGAGUUCACUAAAUGCCCAGAGCUUCAGAAAAUAGGUAUGACACUGAACAACCUACUGGGAAAGAAGGGCAGUCUGGUAUCACUUGAAGACUAUUGGGAUGUAGCAACCUUCUUUGAGAUCAGCGUUCUGGCUGGUGACUUCUCCAAGGCUUCCCAAGCAGCAGAAUGCAUGUUCAAACUCAAACCACCCAUCUGGUAUCUGAAGUCUACACUAGGUAACAUCCAGAUGAUAUGUCGGGUAAGACCUACUUCUGAUGAAGAACCAACCAUUGAUCAACAACUCUUCAACUUUUGGCUUGAUUUCUUUGUAGAAGCUACCAAAGAGUCGACAACAGAACUUCGCUUUCCUGUCCUGGUCUUAGAACCAAGUAAGAUCUACAAACCUAGUUACAUUACUAUCAGUGAAGGGGACGAGACGCAGGAGAAUUCCAUUCGACUCUGGCAUGUCGGCAUGGAGAAAAAUUGCAGGGAGAUCAGUGAGUGGCUGUUUAAUUUAUCUUCUAUAAAAGGUGUCAGUACUUACAAGAGAGAUGAUCGCUGUCUGUUCCUGUACGUCCAGCAAAACGCAGAUGAUUUUCAACUCUUCUAUCCAUCCUCCAGUCAAAGACAAAGGUUUCACAAUCUGAUCAUGGAUAUGCUAGGCAGCAGUGCAGUCAUUGGAGGUGAGGUGGACUCUGACCUGAAUGAUGAACCUAUACAGGUCGAGUAUGAAUUGACAGACUCUAAGGAAAGGGUUAUUUUGGGCCGAGGAACGUUUGGUGUGGUGUAUGCGGCCAGAGAUUGCAGGACACAGGUGACCAUAGCGGUCAAGGAGAUUCCAAUUACUGAUGUGAGAGAAGUGCAGCCCUUACAUGAGGAGAUCUUACUACACUCAAGGCUAAGUCAUAAAAACAUUGUCAAAUAUCUCGGCUCAGAUACAAGUACUGAAGGGAACACAUUUAAGAUAUACAUGGAGCAAGUCCCUGGCGGGAGCCUGUCUGCAUUGCUGAGAUCUAAGUGGGGUCCUCUGAAAGAUCAUGAAGACACUAUAGUUUACUAUACAAAGCAGAUUCUGGAAGGUCUCAGAUAUUUGCAUGAUCAAAAGAUAGUCCACAGGGACAUCAAAGGUGACAAUGUACUGGUCAAUACGUACAGCGGAGUGGUCAAGAUCUCAGACUUUGGAACGUCCAAGAGAUUGGCUGGGUUGAAUCCAGCCGCAAGUUCAUUCAAAGGAACCCUUCAGUAUAUGGCACCGGAAGUGAUUGACAAAGGUCUUAGAGGUCAUGGUGCUCCAGCGGACAUCUGGUCACUGGGUUGUACUAUCGUUGAGAUGGCUACUGGUAAACCCCCUUUUAUUGAGCUUGGUUCACCUCAAGCAGCCAUGUUCAAAGUCGGUUUCUACAAGGAUCAUCCCGAAAUUCCAUCAAGCCUGUCAAACGCAGCCAAGGAAUUUAUCCUCAGGUGUUUUGAGCCUGACCCAGAGAAGAGAGCUACAGCCCAUGAUCUCCUCCAGGAUCCGUUCCUCAUCAAGGGGAAAAAAAUGAGCAAAAAGGGAGCUUCAGGAGCCGAUUACAGGACCGACAGAAGCAUAUCAAUGCCAAUGGUCAGUCCCAGUAGCCGUCCAGAGUCUCCCUUGACCAUAGCGUCGACCCUCUCCAAUUUCAGUGAAGCUGAUGCAGUCUCAAGUCUCCGGCUUGACAAGCGAAGAUCACUUGAGCUAUUAUCACCUGGAGUGUAUUCCUGGCAUAAUUCAUCUUUACUAAGCAGCAGUGAGGAUGGUCUUGAGACUCCUGUAACCCCUGACAAUCGGGAGCAAGGCGGGUUCUACAUGCUUAGGAAGGACAGCGAAAGACGUCAGACGUUACUCACCAUCAUCGAAGGCGAUGGCGAUAAGAUCGUCAAUGAAUGGAUGAAGAAAUUGCAGCUGACUUCUGAGAGACCACCAACCAAAAUUACAACUGCUCACCUGAUGACAUUGAAUCAUGGGAUAGCAGUGUUUAUCAAGCAGAGAGAACGAAGGAAGCUGGUCGAUGCUCUUGAGAAACUGCGGAAUGAUUUAGACUAUGACCCUACAGCUCUUGGUGAAAUUCAUACUGCACUCUAUGUAUUUCAGGAUUCGGUAAAUCAAGUGUUACGUCAACACAUGCACAACAUAAAACCGCACUGGAUGUUUGCAUUGGAUAACCUAAUAAGAGAUGCUGUACAGGUCACUAUUACCAUCCUCAGCCCAGAUCUUGGAGAGAACAUAGCCCCCAGCAAGGAGGAUGAUAUGCCCCCUGCCCACUCCCACGGCAUGGACACCCGCCCCCCUGGCACGUCCAGCGGGGACAGCAGGGGCAUCUACGGCACCGCCCACCACUUCCUCCCCCUCCCCAAGGGGGCGGAGGAAGAGGCGGGGAACACAUCGGGGGUGUCAACCUUUGACAGCUCCACCAGGUCCAAUGAGUGCUUCAUACCCAACCGGAACCUGAUGGCUAGCUUGCAGAUGGACCAUCAAAGGCUUGUCCAGGAGCAGGGCAGGUUACUUCAAGAGUUGGUAGACGUCCAGAAAUCUUUAAAUGAUGUCCUCCAAACCCAGCUAUGUGUUAGCAGAUCAGUCAUGGAAAGAAUAGGGUUUCAGCCUCUUGGUGCCAGUGACUCCGUCAGCUCUAAUACACAAGAUAGUAGAGGAGCAUAUGGCAGUGAACAGGAGGAGUUAGUAUCAUGGUUACAGUCAAUAGCACUUGAUGAAGAUAGUAUUAGAAGGUUUAUUGAAGAGGACUUUACCUUGCCAUUGGUUCUUAAUUCAAUGACUAGAGAUGACCUGAGGUCUCUGAAAAUUAGGGUCGGAGCUCAGGUGCGGAUAUGGGAUGCCGUCCAACAACACAGAAUGAACGAGCAGAAGAGAUGAAAUCAACCCCUUUAGACAACACCUCUCCUUUUCCCUAUUUCUUCCUAAAAUUGUCUUUUCUGCUUUUGAGAAGAUCAUCUUGUAUGUAAAAAAAAUUAUAUUUGGUGCAAUUUAGUCUAUUUGACAAGUAUAAGUUUUGCUUUGAUGCUAUUUCGGUGCAUAGAGUUGUGAAUGUAGAAUGUAGAUAUUCAAAGAUUUUGAAAUAUUUGGUAAAAUAACGUUACUUAACAUCUGUGGCUUCAUUACAUAAAGGAUUACUUACUGACUUUCUCUAUCCUGUUGUGUUGUCUAUACUGGUGCCUGUAACACAACACUUAGCAAUGAUCGUACAUUUUUCUACGAUUGUAACACAACACUUAGCAAUGUUCGUACAACAUUUUUCUACGAUUGGAUCCAUUGACUUAAAUGUAAAAUCAAUUGUGACAAUCAAGCGUACGAUCAAUCGCAAUUCUUUGUGUCACCUGAACCAGAUCGGGAUAUUUGAAAGAAAAAGAUGCUGAGUAGGAAUCCGGCCAAUAGCCUUGACUAGUCUUUUCUCAAACUUUUGUCAGGGCAGCCCUGUAGCCAGGACUUUCAAUUUGGGGGUUCGAUCCCUACACUUCCUCUGCUGACCAUUUUGACAAGCAAACAAAGAAGUUGAAUUUUGUCACAGAAAACUGUUUUCCUCCUUAAUUUGUCUUGCUUUUGAAAAUAUGGGAGGUUCAAUCGAUUGAGCCCCCCUUGCCUGGUGAGUGUUUCAUAAAGCUGUUCGUAAGUUAAGAGUGACCUUAAGAAUGUCUGGUGAUCCUUUUUUGGGUAUCAACCAAAAUGUUCACUGGCGAUGGUUUAGCGUGUAAGAGAGGAUCCCCAGUCGUUCUUAAAGUCGCUUUUAACUUACAAACAGCUUGGUGAAACUCCCACCUGUUCCGGUAUCACCAAGCAUAGUGAUUGAUCCUAAAGUCAAUAUGUGUGACAGAUUUCUCGUAACGAUCAAUGUGAUCCAUCAUAGAAAUCAGCUAUAGAUCAAACACUACGCUUUUUGAUACAGGGUCCUGAUGUGAUUUAAAACCCGUCAAAAGUUUGUGAUCUGAAGACGAGUUGCAGUGAUGCUCAAAAGUUAGUGAACCCCAACCAGAAAAUGAACGUAUUCAAAGUGUUCCAAGUUCUGCCAUGUUUUAGAUAUUUCAUUGUGAAGUCAGGUGAUAAAUAUUACAUUCAAUAAAGUUUGUUUCUCUGGGCUUGCUGGACAUUGUAGUGCCGUUGUCUAUAUUCAACACUCAACAUGAAGGAGUGCAUUUUGUGAAGGGGUUUAUUAACUGUUGAGCACAUUACUGUAUAUGUUGCAUUUUAGUUGACAUAAAACAAGCAAAAAUAAGGGGGAACUUAUACAACAAAUGUAUAAUGAGAAAAAAACAAACCUAAACUCAUGCUAAAUGCUGAAAAAUAUUUUGAAGGGGACACAAAUUAAACAGUUGUAUGAGGAAAAAACAUAUAACCCUAAACCAGGUCCAGCUUUUGGUUGUGCCCCCCCCCCCCUCCCCCUUGGUAAGUUCUUGUGAUUUGAGAUGGAGUCAUGGAAAAAAAUGGUUUUAUAUAAAAAUUCAGUAAAGGGUCAGGCCUUUUAUUGGACAUUUCAUUAUUUCAUCAUACAACUGGACUGUUUCAGUAUGUCACCCAUCUCUUUCUAUCCUCCCUUUAUUCUUCAAUAAUGUCUUUAUAUGCUGUGUGCUACAUUUAUAGAGUAAUUUGUAUAUUUUACAUUAUGGCAUUAGUUUAUUUAGAUACAUGUAUAUUGAGGUUUAUAGAAAAUGUGUACUUAUACAAAAAAUAUAGGCAAUAGAUGAAAUCAAAUCAUAGAUAUUGAUUAUAUCCAUAUACCACUUUUAUUCUAUAUGUGGAGUGCUCCAGGCAUCAAUUGUCAUUUCAUAGAUGUUUGUACUUUUCGUCAGCCACAAAACUUGCUGCAUGUUUACCUUUGAGAGAUGUUAGAAACUCCAAAGUAUGUAUGGCGCUGUUUAUUUUGUACCAGAAACAUAUACACCAACAGUUAUGCCAUCACAAUUACAAUCAAAUUAUCAAAUCAUUGUGUGUUUUUAUGAAACAGUAGAUGAAAAAUGAUAUAAAAUGCCUGUUUCUCUCGGUUUUCGUAGAAUUCUAGAAGAUCUGGAGAGAAAUGAUAUCUGUGAAAUAAGAAUUGACCUUGCACUUGCUCCAACAAGAGCCCCAGCAUUCAAUUCUGCAUAUUCUUCAGUGAUUGUUGCUGCACGUGAUCCUACAUGCGCUCUUUGCUUUAGCCUCAGUAUCCUGUUGAAAAGAUUACAUUUAAGUUCUGGUAUCACCUCCAAAUUUUAGAUUUGGUAUAGUCUUGUCAUUUGAUUUCAAUUGCAGGUAGCAAUGUAGCUAUUUGAUCUAGUACCAUCCAUUCUCCAGCUAACUUUAGUCACUGCACUACCGCACUGUACAUAUAACUUAUCAACAGUAUCAUUGCCUAUCGCUGAAAUGAAGAAAGACUUUAUUUAGAACUAGACAGUAUUCAAUUUAGAAUGCUUUGUAAUGUACUUAUCCAAACUUCUGAUCAUUUGUUGUGUGUGAUUUUUAAUGGAAUGUUUUACUCAUAUACACAUAGGUCUUAUUUGGUAGAGCAUUUCAUGAAAUGACUUGUCAGAGUUUUUAUCAUACAAGUCCUGUUUUAUGUGACAGUUACCAUAGUAACAGUGGUUCUCAGCCAAUCAAAAUGAGGGAAAGUUUUCAGAUCUGACAACAUGUUAAUGAAACCCUCCCCUAAACUCUGGUUUCAUAUCAUUACACUAAAAUAUUGACAAUUUGGUUUGAAAAUCAAUACCUUGUGUAAGUUAUGUCAAUGUUAUUAAAACAAAAACUAAUCAAGAUACAAAUGAUUUUUUUUUUCACUGCAAAUCAAGAGUGAAAUUUGUUUUGUAUGUGAUAAACUUUGUUUUAUAGAAAGCUCUUAUGUACCGGUAACAUCUUCAUCAUGGGUGAUUUUUUUUUCUGAAGGUGUUCAUGCACACCUCUUUAUAUGACACUAAAACAUCAGAUUGCAUGAAGAUCUGAAAUAACAAACAGGCAUCGUUCCCUUUAUUUUCAUUUCAAGAUUUGGUAAUUGACACAUUGUUUAUGCUUUUCAUGAGUCAAGUAGUAUGGAAAGCUCUCCUUUCGCAUGGUGGUCCUAAAAAAGCAAAAUUGUGCCACAUUUUCAUAGCCUUUACUCUGUUCUCAGUGGAAUUUGGCCUAAUAUUUUGGUUACCUCUUUUUACUCCCCAGUUAAACUCAGUACUUAGACAUGCCAUGUUUUAUUUAAGAAGUGACUUAACAAAAUCAAGAACUACAUGUAUAAACUAUCCGUUCAUUCUCUAAGUGAUGUUUUGUAUGAAAUUAUGUUAAAUGUGUAUAUUCAAUCAUUUCUUUCAUAUUGUUAUAACAGUACUUCAUUGAUAUAUGUCAUUCAUUUUACAUUAACUGCACAAAUAACACUUUGGCUAAUGACACUUUACAUAAUUAUAUACACAUUUAUGUAAUGAAUUUGAGAUAUUAUGCAUGUAAUACAGUUGAUAUAGUAAUGUGUGUGUGUGAGUUCCAUUAAACACUGCGUGUUUAGGCCUGACUUGUAAUGUAUAAAAUUACAAUGAAUUGACAUCUUCAAUCUUGCAGAUACAUUUGUACAUACUUAUCUGUACCAAUAAUCCUUUUAUUAUCCCAUUUCGAUAAAGAUAGUUAUGAUAUUCCAAUAGCAUACUUAGGGUGCCUUCCUCUGUCUUACACUGUAUACGGUAGUCAAUAACACUCAAAAUUACGAGUUAUAUUUCAAUUACUCGAAGGCAGGUAUUCAGCUUGGGUUAGUAUGUGCAGCUAGUCCAUGGGGGCCCGUAUCACGACACCAUCGCAAUUCUAAAGGAGCGUUGAGAGCAAAUAUUUGCAAAUUUCAGUUGCAAAUUUACAAGUGGUGGUCAGUUCUAACUGAAGCAAAUAAAAUUAUAGUUAUUGAUUCAAGAAGCAGACCAGCAAUCAUUUACAAAUUUGCAAUUAAUUGUCAAAAUUGUGAUUGGUUCUGGACCUAAAAUUGACUUGAAAUCAAUGGCAAGUUUCUUGCCACACUCCAUAAGUUUGUGCCUAAAUUGGAGAUAGUGACAUUGCUGAAUGUUUCAUUAAGCUUGCUCUACUCAAAUGAAGGAAAACAAACCUGGUACUAUUUCAUUGAAAGAAACAUACAAUAGGGUUCACUCUGACAUCGUGUUAGUUGCUACCUUGGUAGUUGGGCUUAGCACCCAAUCAAAAAUCAAGGUUUCCCCGGAAGUUAUCAUAAUGGUAAAGCUACCACAAUCUUUAGCCAUUGUGAAACAGGACUCUGGUCACAUAGCUUUGAUACAUGUAGAGAAACUGUCCCACACUUGGGGCCUUUUUCAUGAAACUUGUUAUAAUUAAUUUCUAAAAACAGUUUUAAGCUACUGAAACCAUUCAAUUUGAUUGGUUGAUGAUGCACUUGCAAUGGAAGUUGUGUAUAUUUUGUUAACAAGACUUUAUGAAAUGGGACUGUGAUUAAUAAACAUCUGUAAAACACACACACACACAGUUCAACAAGAUCAUACAUUGCAAGUGAUGGGUUCAGUUUGGCUCUAACCCAGGGAUGGCACCAUGCCCCCCCACAAUAUAACAACCCCCCCAAAAAAAAAAAUAAUAAUAAUAAUGAUAAUAAAAAAAAGGGUGGAGAAUCAUGAAGGGGAAAAAAGUAUAUUCAAAAGUGUGUGCUGGGUAGUGUCUAUACUUCCCCUAUUUUGUACAAAAAAGUCACUGUUAGGUUCCCCCCUCCCCGAAUGGCCCAGGGCAUUCCACUUUCAUUAGUAAUGACUACCCCGUUUUUUCUUCUGUGGAAUGAAAUUAGAGAAAAGGAUAUUGUGGCAUCACAAAUUCUUCAUGAAUUGUAUGAUAAUAGCUGACUUAAUAAUAUAUAGCAUUUAUAGCAUUUUUUGUACAUAUUCUUGUAAAUAUAGUUCAAAUGCUUGCCAAAUAUUUGUUUUGUAACAUAUGAUGAAAGAAAACAGGACAGUCUUGUAAGUAAGUUCUAUGGAUUUUUCCUUGCAGGUACGUUAAUAUGAAAUAUAUGAGUUAACAUUUAUUGUUUUAUCAUUGUGUGAUUGCAUGAAUACCUUAACGUCAAGUAUUGAAAGACAUGUGUUAUUUCAUCCAUUUUGUGUACAUUCAUAAAUACUCCUAAAUCAGUGUCGAAUCUGGGCAAAAUUAGUAUUAAAAAAAAGAAAGCACAUAAGAACUCAGAAAUCAUUUCUUACAUUUCUUGAAAUUAAAUGUUUUGAAUAUUGAUAUAAUGUUUCAUAAUUUCAGAAAGGUCAGUUCUACCAAUAUGUGGAACAUGGCAAUUAUGGGCAAAUGAUAUCAAAUAAACAUCUUCAAAAUUAUUUUCAUUUAUAAUUUAUGUCAAUUUGAAAAUUAUUUUAAAUGACUAUUAGAAUGAUUUCAAAUGACAAUUAAAACCAAUCCCUACAAAUUUCUUUCAUAACAAAAUAUACUGCCGUAAUAUUUUGUUUCAUAUCACGUUUACAAGGGCCAAGAAAAAAAUAAGCAAAAGAAAGAAAAUGUACAUAUCUUUAUAUUAUGCAUCAAUAUAAGCUGAAGAACUAUCAUACAUUCAUAGUUCUUUUUUUUUGGCUGCAAGUUUGUUAAACUCUGAUAAAUCAAUCAAGUUUUGUCUGUAGAUUGUCAUUGCUUUAAUUCUAGAAUGAUUACUUGCAGUGUGCUUUCAAAAAAGACCAAGGUUUACAAAUGUAUGUCAUGCUAAACUAUGCUGUUACAUAUACUAAGUUUUUGGUACUGAAUAUAGAUGCUUAAAAACAUGAUCAAUUUCUGUAGACUGCAUUGUCCGCAUUCAUCAGGUCAUAUUUGUUUCCUUUUAUUGAAUGCAUACUUUUCAUUACUGCCAUUAUUCAUGUUUUUUGUAUAAAUGAUUAAUACAUAUCGCUAAGUGAAUUGAUAGAAGACUACUUUUUUUCGCAUCCAUUUGCUCUCAUAUUAGUACUUAAUUAACUCCAGGAACCUGUUUCAUAAAAAGUUACAACUAUUUUAACUUUCUUAUAAUAGCAACUACCACGGCAACAGGGCUCACCAGCCAAUCACUAUCAAGGUAUUCAUUGUAUUGUAAAAGUUACGAUAGUUGGAAGUCUUGUGAAACAGGCCCCAGGUUACUUGAUAAUGAUUAUUUUAAUCACUAUAAUCACUAUACUUAACAUAUUAUAUUGCAAAUGAUAUAUAUUUGGUAUAUUUUGUAAUCUAUAUAACUUAGGAAAUCAACAUCAUGUUAAAUCAAUAUCUCCUUUGAACUCUAUUUUGAAAUAUAGAUUUGAUACACCUUUUACCAAAUGAAAUCAUGAAUUUUAAAUUUCAAAUUUUUAGGCCACUAGUAUUUUGUUUAAUCAUGUUAAAUGUUAUCCCAAUUCUAUUUCUGAUAAAGACAACAUCCGAACAUCUCUUAAUCAUUUUUUAAUGAUAUUUAUCAUUCAUGAUAUAUGAAGCUUAUGGUAUAACAUUAGACUGAUAGUAAGGCCAAACGGUACAAGCCAAAAUUUUGCCCCGAUCUUUUACUGGUAAUCAAUUAUGUUCUCUAUGUACUUUCUCAAUUGUUAUAUCAUGUGGAGCCUAUAAGUUCGGAAAGCAUGGUCAUUUUUUAAAUUGAUUUAUACUUUGUUUUAAGCUUUAUUUUUGGUAUUUGUAUUUAAUCCAUGAUUAUUUAAUUAACCUUAUGCCCUAUAUAUUAUCUAGCAUCCUUGUACUUGACCGGCAUUAUUGGCAUAUUAAUGUCCUUCGAUCAUUUAGCAAUAAUAAUUCUUAGAUUCUAAUUCUUUUCAUUGAUUUGUAUAGUUGAACGAUAUCGGGUUAAACAACGAACUGUUCAAGAGAGAAGUUGAAAAUCAAUUAUUUGAAAUCAGUUUACAUUUACCUCUGAAUGUCUUGUAUGUUGUGCUCCUUUUUGUUUGUGCCAUAGGGAAAUAGCUUCUUCCUUUAUUUGAAAUUUAUAAUGAGAAUAUGAGUGAACCAACAAAAUGAACAUUAUGUAAAAUGUGAAUAUUCUGAAACUUUGAUUUAUGUAAACUUAGCAAAAUACAUGCAUUUGGAAUGCAUUUUACUAUGUCAUUUAUACUUUAUUUAAUCAUGUAUUACAGCAGCUCAUUGCACCAUACAUGUUGUAAUGUUUUAUUCGGGUCUGAUUCUCAAAGAGCUGCAGUCAAUCUCAACUAACAAAAAUCCAACAUAAUUUCAAUGUCAUUCAAUCAGAUGCAUCCAUAUUGGAAGUGUGUUUGGGUUUCUUAGUUGCAUAUGAUUGUAACCAGCUCUUUCUGCAACAGAACCAAGAAAAAAAGUGACUUAUGAUUGUUAUCAUUAUUCAAGUGUGAUGAGUGUAACUGGUUUGAUCUGAAUAAGGAUUGUUCAGUUU
Molecule: messenger RNA, 11473 nt
Organism: Lytechinus variegatus (green sea urchin)
Lineage: Eukaryota; Metazoa; Echinodermata; Echinoidea; Temnopleuroida; Toxopneustidae
Product: mitogen-activated protein kinase kinase kinase 15-like
Exons: 37
Coding region: 73-4035 (1320 amino acids)
Biological process (GO): cellular response to stress; MAPK cascade; protein phosphorylation
Molecular function (GO): ATP binding; MAP kinase kinase kinase activity; protein binding
Source: RefSeq, a predicted model, not a curated record